CGGCAAGAUGAACAUCAUUCAAGGUUGUGUUCUGGUUUUCCUGGGCCUGGUACUCUCCAACGUCGAAGCCCAAGUUCCCACUCGAGUACCGUCUGCAAGGGACAUCGCUUGUGGUGAACGCCGAUACUACAAUGAACUUCGCAGGACCUGCCUACCUUAUUAGAAUAUAUUCUUUGAAUGUUGGCCAAAUUCCUACUUGAUCGCUAGAAAGUACUGGUGAAUAAAUUACGAAAACAAACUA
Drosophila rhopaloa is the source of this 241-nucleotide messenger RNA. RefSeq lists its product as uncharacterized. The coding region runs from base 8 to 163 and encodes 51 amino acids. Lineage: Eukaryota; Metazoa; Arthropoda; Insecta; Diptera; Drosophilidae. The transcript has a single exon. The record is from RefSeq and is a predicted model, not a curated record.